AAAAGGAUAUAUAAUUGGGUAAUAUCAAACAAAAAUGUCUAAACUAAACUCGUGGUUGGACCUUAAUUUUCGUCCUUAGUUUAAGCAAAUAUGACCAUUUCAAUUCCCUCUUAUAUAAGACAUAUUGACACACACUUGCGGAUCUCAAAAACAACAACUAAUACUAGACCCAAAACAAAAACAAAUACAAAAGAAAACACAAAAACAAAACCAAAAAGAAACCAAAAACCCCAAAAGCCUUUUCCCACCCUUUCUCUGUCCUAUAGAGUUCUAGAUAGACUUUCUUUAAUCGUUAUCUCCCCAGAUAAAAAGCCAUCCCUCACCGCUUACACCUUUCUCUUUCACUCUUUACCAAACACCCACUUUCACCUUUUUCCAUCACAAAUCUCUCUUUCUUUCUCUCUCUCUCUGUCUCUCUGUGGGUAAUUAUGUCGAACACCUUUAGGAAGAACUUCCAGCUCUGCAGCUUCUUCAAUUUCAGAUGCCUUCCAACAAUCCAAUCUCCACCUCCUCCACCUAAUGAUGAUGAUGAUGAUGAUGACCACCAUAUCCAUUCUUCCUCUACUACUUCACUCCUCAAGAACUUCAACACCAUCUACCAAGACUUCACCACUACUACUGCCUCAACCUCCAAAUCCUUUACACCCUCUUCCACCACCGAUGAUCACUUCUUCUCUUCCUCCGACGACUCCGACUCCGAUAAUCAUCAAUCCCCGCCCGACUUUGCGGCCGUUUUCGCUUCCCAACGCUUCUUCUUCUCCUCUCCUGGCAGCUCAAACUCCAUUAUUGAGUCCACGGAUACCAAAACCGAGGAUUCCGAUAUGACGAAGAUGAUGGACGACAGUACUACCGGCGGUGUUAGGGUUCGGAAGUUCUCGGUGAACCCUUACGAUGAUUUCCGGAGAUCCAUGCAGGAAAUGUUGGAAGCUCGUGAUGUGUUGGUGGAUGGAAGGAGCGACUUGGAGUAUCUACAUGAGCUUCUCUUGUGCUAUCUCGCAUUGAAUCCUAAACAUGCCCACAAGUUCAUCAUCGAGGCCUUCACCGACCUCGUCAUCGACUUGUUAUCUUCGCCGGAAACAAUGAAAAUCGGGCGGCCAAAUGAUAUUUUGCGGCGGCGUGUGGUGUAACAUAACCAAAAAAGAGAGAAAAAAAAAAAAAAAAGGAAUUAAAGAAUUAGAAAAUAGUGUUUUUGUUUUUGCCCUUGUUGUUAUGGGGGGUUAUAAAUAUUAUUUAUUGUCUUGGUUUUUGAGUGUAAAAGGAUGUUUGAUCUAUGAGACAAAGAACUUAAAAAAAGAAAAUUUUGAUUUUGAUAAUCAAAAAAUUAACCAAAGGGAAAGCGUGGGAUAAGUUAAUGUCUCGAUGCAUGUUAAUUUGUAUUUUCUUUUUCCAUGUUGUUUAUCAUGUAAAAACGUGUUAUGGUUUAGAGAAAAGACAUAGUUUUUUUUCU
Molecule: messenger RNA, 1447 nt
Organism: Ziziphus jujuba (common jujube)
Lineage: Eukaryota; Viridiplantae; Streptophyta; Magnoliopsida; Rosales; Rhamnaceae
Product: transcription repressor OFP12
Exons: 1
Coding region: 429-1127 (232 amino acids)
Biological process (GO): negative regulation of DNA-templated transcription
Source: RefSeq, a predicted model, not a curated record